AUGAGGGUCGGGCAGAAUGAUGUGAGAGGGGACGAUAAUGGGGCAAUAAUGAGUGGUCCGUUUUGCUGCGGCGAGCAGAGCUGCCCUCCAUGUGAAACACGUCAAAAGUCCGAAGAUAAACGCGCUUGCACUCGGUGUCCGCCUGUGCAGGACUCGCAGAUAGACAAGGUGAGAGGGGAUGAGAGCAUGCAAGGUGAGGUGAGAGGGAAUGAGAGCAUGCAGGGUGAGGUGAGAGGGGAUGAGAGCAUGCAGGUUGAGGUGAGAGGGGAUGAGAGCAUGCAGGGUGAGGUGAGAGGGGAUGAGAGCAUGCAGGAUGAGGUGAGAGGGGAUGAGAGCAUGCAGGGUGAAGUGAGAGGGGAUGAGAGCAUGCAGGGUGAGGUGAGAGGGGAUGAGAGCAUGCAGGGUGAGGUGAGAGGGGAUGAGAGCAUGCAGGGUGAGGUGAGAGGGGAUGAGAGCAUGCAGGGUGAGGUGAGAGGGGAUGAGGGUGAGCAAGAUGAGGUGAGAGGGGAUGAGAGCAUGCAGGAUGAGGUGAGAGGGGAUGAGAGCAUGCAGGAUGAGGUGAGAGGGGAUGAGAGCAUGCAGGAUGAGGUGAGAGGGGAUGAGAGCAUGCAGGAUGAGGUGAGAGGGGAUGAGAGCAUGCAGGAUGAGGUGAGAGGGGAUGAGAGCAUGCAGGAUGAGGUGAGAGGGGAUGAGAGCAUGCAGGAUGAGGUGAGAGGGGAUGAGAGCAUGCAGGGUGAGGUGAGAGGGGAUGAGAGCAUGCAGGGUGAGGUGAGAGGGGAUGAGAGCAUGCAGGGUGAGGUGAGAGGGGAUGAGAGCAUGCAGGGUGAAGUGAGAGGGGAUGAGAGCAUGCAGGGUGAGGUGAGAGGGGAUGAGAGCAUGCAGGGUGAAGUGAGAGGGGAUGAGAGCAUGCAGGGUGAGGUGAGAGGGGAUGAGAGCAUGCAGGGUGAGGUGAGAGGGGAUGAGAGCAUGCAGGGUGAAGUGAGAGGGGAUGAGGGUGAGCAAGAUGAGGUGAGAGGGGAUGAGAGCAUGCAGGACGAGGUGAGAGGGGAUGAGAGCAUGCAGGAUGAGGUGAGAGGGGAUGAGAGCAUGCAGGAUGAGGUGAGAGGGGAUGAGAGCAUGCAGGAUGAGGUGAGAGGGGAUGAGAGCAUGCAGGAUGAGGUGAGAGGGGAUGAGGGUGGGCAGGAUGAGGUGAGAGGGGAUACGUGA
Closterium sp. Naga37s-1 is the source of this 1206-nucleotide messenger RNA. NCBI's taxonomy places the organism in Eukaryota, Viridiplantae, Streptophyta, Zygnematophyceae, Desmidiales, Closteriaceae. The record is from the annotation of a GenBank genome assembly.